This is a messenger RNA of Aphanomyces astaci, 846 nucleotides long. RefSeq lists its product as hypothetical. The transcript has 3 exons. Lineage: Eukaryota; Oomycota; Saprolegniomycetes; Saprolegniales; Verrucalvaceae. The coding region runs from base 26 to 742 and encodes 238 amino acids. The record is from RefSeq and is a predicted model, not a curated record.
UUCCAUUCUUGCGUGGAAUACUAGUAUGUCGCAGCGGGUAGCGCAUGCGUCUGUUCACGCGGCGGUAUCCAAGUCCUUGUGUGUCCUGUCGGCGAAGCUUUCCGUCGACUCGGCAUGUCCUUCGUCCAAACUUGCUCGCACGAUCGAGCAAGUGAACAAGCAGCAUCGCAUUGCACAGCAGGUGGAUCGCCGGACGCGGAAUCAGCGCGAAGAUGUGAGCGGGCGGCGGCUCACGGACGACGAAAAGGCCAUGGCCGCCCACCAUACGUUUACAUUGGUUCUGAUGGACGGAAUGCGAUUGGUUUCCAUGUACGUCGAAAACAACAAGCAGCUUCAACGAGUCCGACAAGUGCCAGCAACCCCAACCCAGCCCCAUCAAGUGGAAGGAGGACCGAUGAUGGCUAUUGAUUCACAACUGACAACGCUGUCGUGGACACCAACGACGACGGGGGACAUUGGAUGGUGGCGCUCUUGGCUGUUCUACUCAUCCCCGGUCGUCCAAGUCUCGUUUGAAAGCGUGACCUCCAUUGAGCGAAGCGACGAAUGGCCACAUGCCUUGACCAAGCCAGCCGCGCCUGAAGUGUCGCCCGUGCAUGGUGUGUGGGUAGACACCCCCACGCUUCGCCUCUGGCUUCAGUGCCACGAUGAGGCGGAACAAGUGCAAGUGGUGACGAGCUUUCAACGCUAUGUUCAGUCUGCCAAGAAGCGAACGGCGGACAACAAUAGUACUCGACACAAAUGAAUGCAUGAUUCGGUUGAGGCCACACAUGGGGACCGAAGAAGCUCGCAUGGGUUGAUACAACCCGUGAUGGGAUAAGGUGCUGUACCUUGACCCCCGCAACAAAC